Messenger RNA from Rattus norvegicus (Norway rat), 3418 nucleotides. Lineage: Eukaryota; Metazoa; Chordata; Mammalia; Rodentia; Muridae. The record is from RefSeq and is a predicted model, not a curated record.
GGCUGAGUGGCUGAGCGGCAGCUCGGAUUGGCGGCUUUUGAACCCGGAAGCAGUAGUGGGCGCUCGGAAGCGGCGGGAACGCGGGCCUCGGUGCGCUGCGGCUGCGGGAUGGUCGGCGGUGGCGGGAAGCGCCGACCCGCCGGGGCGGGACCGCAGUGUGAAAAGACAGCUGAGGUAAAGAAGAGUAAGUCUUCUGAAGCCGACAUCUCCAGUGACCUCCGCAAAGAAGUAGAACAUCUUUAUAAGCUCUCCCUGCCUGAAGACUUCUAUCAUUUCUGGAAGUUCUGUGAAGAGCUUGAUCCCGAAAAGCCAGCUGAUGCACUUGCCACAAGCCUGGGUCUUCGGUUAGUGGGUCCUUAUGAUAUCCUUGCUGGGAAACAUAAAAUGAAGAAAAACCCCACAGGCUUGAACUGUAAUCUUCACUGGAGGUUUUACUAUGAUCCUCCUGAGUUCCAGACCAUUAUUAUUGGAGAUAAUAAAACUCAGUACCACAUGGGGUAUUUCAGAGAUUCUCCUGAUGAACUUCCUGUAUAUGUGGGUACAAAUGAAGCAAAGAAAAACUGUAUAAUUAUUCAAAAUGGAGACAAUGUGUUUGCUGCCAUCAAAUUAUUUUUGAUGAAAAAACUCAAAGAAGUAACAGAUAGAAAGAAAAUUAGCAUUUUGAAAAACAUAGAUGAGAAACUCACAGAAGCAGCCAGAAAACUAGGAUACUCACUGGAGCAGAGAACCGUGAAGAUGAGACAGAGAGAUAAGAAGGUUGUGACAAAGACUUUUCAUGGUGCGGGCUUGGUUGUUCCUGUAGAUAAAAACGACGUUGGCUACAGAGAGCUCCCUGAAACAGAUGCUGACCUGAAGAAAAUCUGCAAGGCAAUUGUUGACGCUGCAAGUGAUGAGGAGAGACUGAAAGCAUUUGCUCCCAUUCAGGAGAUGAUGACUUUCGUGCAGUUUGCUAACGAUGAGUGUGAUUACGGCAUGGGCCUGGAAUUAGGAAUGGACCUCUUCUGCUAUGGCUCUCAUUAUUUUCACAAAGUUGCUGGCCAGCUUUUACCUCUUGCGUAUAAUCUACUGAAGAGGGAUCUGUUUGCGAAAAUCAUUGAAGAUCAUCUGGCAAGCAGAAGUGAGGAGGACAUAGACCAGCUCGCAGUGAUGCAAGUCUCAAGAAUACAGUUUUAAUACUUUUAUACUCCAUGGGAGCGGUAUGAAUCCCAGCAAGCCUCUCAAGAUCACAUGAGCGGAAGAGCCAGCUUUUCAUCCCUGCCACUCACAAGCCCAACAUGGAGCUGUAUUUCCAGAGGCUGUGCUGCCUUGUCCAAGCCAAGACUGGACACAGAACACGACCAUCUGUGGAGCUGAAAAGUAGCCCAACCAGAGAGAACUUUGUCUAAUGUGUGAGGGAGGCCCUAGGCUUGACUCCACAUUUAUUUACACAGCAAUUAUAAUUUGGAUGUUUGUGAGUACAGUAGUGAGGAUAAUGAAAUAACUGGCCUUUCAGUUACUGAACACUCAUUAAAAGAGCAAGCUCGAUGCAAUAGAAUAUGAAACCUCCUUUCUCACCAUUGUCCUCCACUAAAGGCAGUCUAAAUUGAAUACUAUGCAUAUUUAACCUAGGGAUCUGACUGGAAUACAUUCUAAAUGCCUAAGCACAUUCACGCAUCACCAUGACCCAAUCAGGACUGUUAACCAACUUAAAUCCAUUUUCUUAGUUUUUUGGGGGGCCCAAUGAUGAAAUUUCUGUUACCUUUCAAACAAGCAUUUAUGUUGGACAUGCCCAAGGGCAUGGAAUAGUAUGAAAGAUAUUUUAUAAUGACCUAAAACCCUUACAUUAGCUCAAAAUUGACCUUGUAAUGGUACUGUCUGUAAACUAUCCUACCAUAAUUCUUAGAGUGAUGCAGCUUACAGAUCUCAGUUCCCAGACUGUUUUCUAGACUAGGGUUUGACAAACAGUACCAGUUCCAAGCAAUGUACUACCUAAAUAUUAGCCCUAACAUUCCUUCUUCCUCUAGUACCCACCUUUCCAACCUGACUAUAAUCUUCACCGAGCCUUUAGGUUCCAUCUCUAUUUCGUAUCCCUAAACUAUGACACAUUUAUGCUAGUACCCAAAACCAAAUAAACUACAUUUUACCCAAGUUCUUGUCGGAACCAUACUGGGGGAAAAAGAAAGCAGCAGUGUUCUACUGAGGCUGUUUUAACCUCAGAUGGCUAUUCUGGAUGCCCAGGGGACCUAGUUCUUUUUCAUCUCCGUUCAAGCUCUAACAUCUUCUCAGUUAAUGCCACAGAAAAAGUGGCAACAAUCAAAACAGAUUUAAUGGCACACUCUUUACACUUGUCUGCCCAAGGUCUCUUUGGCCUACACAAGGUCCCACCCACACAGAGCAUUAAUUUCCUCCUCAUUCCCAUAGUUGGAAGCUAUUAUAACCUACAUACCUUAAAAUCUGAUCUCAAACUAUUCUCUCAGACACUGCCAUCACAAGCAGGAAAAGCAAUGUCCUGCAUCUUGUUUCCUGAAAACCGCACAGAAUCACAGCUCUCUCCUGCCUAACAGAUCCAUUCCACUUCCACUAUUCCAUGCCACUGCCUCCAUAAAACACUCCGGCAGGGCAUCAGGAUGCUCACACUGGCCGACUUUCAGGCCCUGCUUCACCUAUCAGUCAAUACCCAGCUGCUGAGGGGCCUUCAUUUGGUUUAUAUCACUGUGCUUUAAUGGUACCCCUUCCCACUUCAUUGGCGAUUUGCUGUCUCGUCUCUGUCCAAACUUAAAUCCAUGUAAUUUCAUCUUGUUUCUGGAAUGUACCUCUCACUUAGCUCAAGGCUAGUCGUUAACUUGAAUCUCACAUAUGUAUUAGUUCCUACUUGUAAUCCUGUUACUAAAACAUAAUGUCUUGGCAGGAGAAGGAGGAGAGAGAGGAGGGAAGGGGGAAGGGAGAGACCACGGUGGGCAUUUCAGCGUUUAAGAGCUAUUCCAGAGAACUAGAGUUCGCUUUUCACCACCCAGAUCUGGUGCCUUACAGCUACCUGUAACCUGACUGUAACCAAAGACACCUGCACUUACUUGUACAUAAACACACAAAAUAAGGGGCUAGAGAGAUGGCACAGUGACUAAGAGCAUGUGUUGUUUUUAAUAGAGUCAAGUUCAGUUCUAAACAUACACAUUGGAUGUAUCACAUCUGCCUGUAACUCCAGCUCCUGAGGAUCUGACCUCUGGCCUCCUUGGGUACCUGCACACAUCCAGUUUAAAUAAAAUCACACACACACACACACACACACCAAACAAAAACCCCUUAGCAUUGGGCUGACAAGAUUGCUCAGUGGGAUCUGACCUCUGGCCUCCUUGGGUACCUGCACACAUCCAGUUUAAAUAAAAUCACACACACACACACACACACACACACACACACACACACACCAAACAAAAACCCC